GGGGGGGCCUGGAAACCGCCGGGCGCCAGGGGGCGCCCGCGGCCGAGGGGGACCUGGAAACUGCUGCCACGGGGCUGGCGCCCCCUGCUGGGGAGGGGGGCCUGGAAACUGCCAAGCGGGGCAGCCUGGACACCGCUGGCGGCGGGUGGGGGAGCCCCAAGACUGCCGGCGGGGGGGAGAGGGGCCAAGAAACCACGGAAGGGGAGAGGAGCCACCAAGGUGCAGCCGGGGGGAAGCGGAAACUCGAGACUGCUGCGGAGCCAGGGAGCCUUGAAACCGCCGCCGCCGAGGGGAAGGGGGUCCUGGAAACCGCCACCACCAAGAUGGGGAGGCUCGAGACCGCUGCCGCUGAGGGAAAGGGGGUCCUGGAAACCGCCAAAAACAAGAUGGGGAGACUCGAGACCGCUGCCGCCGAGGGAAAGGGGGUCCUGGAAACCGCCAAAACCAAGAUGGGGAGACUCGAGACCGCUGCCGCGAAGGGGAAGGGGGUCCUGGAAACCAGCGCCACCAAGAUGGGGAGGCGCGACACUGCGGCCACUGACGAGAAGGGAGGCCUGGAAACUGCCGACGGCCGGGAGGGGCGGAGGAAGAGGUGGGCGGAGGAGGAGUGCUCCAUCAUCUCGGUGGGGGAGGAGGAGGAGGAGGAGGAGGGGGGGGGGGGCCGCGGCGGCCCGGCCGGCCCCGGACACGGAGCAGUACCUGGAGGCGCUGGAGGCGGUGCAGCUGGAGCUGGAGGCGGUGAACGAGCAGGCCAGCUGCGCCUUCCGCAUCCUCAAGGCCAAGUUCGGCCACAUGCGCCGGCCCCACCUCGAGCGCCGCAAUCUCAUCAUCCAGAACAUCCCCGGGUUCUGGGUCACCGCCUUUCUCAAUCACCCCCAGCUGUCAGCUGUGAUCAACGACCGGGACGAGGACACCCUGAGCUACAUGACCAACCUGCAGGUGGAGGAGUUCACUCACGCCAAGUCAGGGUGCAAGAUCAAGUUCUACUUCAGCGGGAACCCCUACUUCCAGAACGAGGUGAUCGUCAAGGAGUUCCAGCCGGCCUCCUCUGGCAGGCUGGUGUCGCACUCCACCCCCAUCCGCUGGUGGCGGGGCCAGGACCCCAGGGCCCACGGCCGCAAGAGCCCCGAGGUGGGGCGCAGCUUCUUCAGCUGGUUUGGGGACCACAGCUUCCCUGCAGGUGACCGAAUUGCUGAGAUCAUCAAGGAGGACCUCUGGCCGAACCCGUUGCAGUACUACCUGAUGGGCGAGAACGGGGGCGCCGGGGACGACAGCGGGACGGAGCCCGGGGACGACUGCGUGGUGAUCGUGGAUGACGAGGGGGACGAGGACGAGGUGCAGGAAAUCAUGGACGAGGAAGAGGAUGGCGAGGAAGGCAGCACAGCGGAGGAGCUAAUGGCAGAGGCGGCCGGCCGGGGCUCAGAGCCGGAGGAAGACGGUUGAUCCCCUGCCCCCCCUGCCCCACCAGCACCCGAAGAUGGACCAGGCUUCCCCCCCCAGCGCCCUCUGCUGGGGCUGGACUCUGUGACUGAGCUUUGCCCCCGGACCCCCGGCCUGAGGUCGCUUCCCGCUCUGGGCUUGGAGCAAUUCAUUGGAGCUCUUCAGUUGAGGGCGACCGCAGUUCCCAGCCUGGCCGCUGGGGGGCAGCACUCCCCACUGUGUCGCCAGUGGGGCAGUCGUCUGGGGGGCCAUGCUGGCGUUGGGGGUCGGCCCAGGGUGCUGGGGGCAUGGUGGGUAAAUACCCCCCCCCGGGGGCUCUGUGGGGGCCUGCCCGGCUUUGGCAGAGGGGCAUUGUGGGUAAAUCCCCUCCCUUCCCACAGUGGCCAGGUGGGGUCCUGCCUGGCUGCCAGAGAGGGGCAUUGUGGGUAAAUCCCCCCCCCCAGUGGCCAGGUGGGGUCCUGCCUGGCUGCCAGAGAGGGGCAUUGUGGGUAAUCCCCCCCCAGUAGCCGGGUGGGGCCUUGGACCCCCAGUGGCCUUUUACUGAGCAGCUCAGGGUCUCUUGUUCCAUUAAUUGUGCUCAGGGGUCGGCCGUUGACUCCCCCCUCCCACAGCCUGGGGUCCCCCAGAACCUGCUGCCAGCCUCAGGGCCCCCUCCAGCUGCUUUCUGCAUCUCUGCUGCCCCCCCACCAGCACAAUCCCGUCAGCUCGGGCUGGGCACGACUCUGCCCAUCCGCAUUGGGGGGGCAUUUAUAAAACCAACCAACCCCCCCCGGUGGCAGCUGUAUGAUCUGCCUGUCCGCUGGGGGGCACCAUGGGGCAGGGUGGGGGGUGCUCUCCCCAGCAGUCAGGGAGCAGUCAGCCAUGGGGCCGGCCCCUCUGAUGUGUUGUAGCCGUGGGUGGAGGCGCUAGGCUGGCGGUCCCCCCGUGGCCGCCCUAUGCAAUGCUACUGAUGUGGGGGGCGGUGCCCGGCCGGGGGUUGUGCCCGGCCCCGUGAAAACAAAGCACUUAAUAUACGGAGAGAUUUCA
Molecule: messenger RNA, 2466 nt
Organism: Dermochelys coriacea (leatherback sea turtle)
Lineage: Eukaryota; Metazoa; Chordata; Testudines; Dermochelyidae
Product: putative testis-specific Y-encoded-like protein 3
Exons: 7
Biological process (GO): nucleosome assembly
Cellular component (GO): chromatin; nucleus
Molecular function (GO): chromatin binding; histone binding
Source: RefSeq, a predicted model, not a curated record